CGGCAAACGUGAAUCGUAAAUACUGGUGUAAUAAUUGUUUAAAUUUAGUGAUAUUUCUUCUUAAAAUUAACCAGAAAUAUCUUAUAACUAUACACGAGUACCCAGUGUUUAAAAAUGUGCUAAAAGUUUAGCGAGCUUUGCUUGAAAUAGUGAAAAAUUAGGAUUGAACUCUAAUCACAUCGUCGCUAGGACGGAAAAUCGAUAGUUACUGGCGGAGUUUUUGAAAACUAAUUUUUAGCAUUAUUUGCUAAACAAUGGUAGGCCUACUGGAUCCAUUGAAAUAUGGCGAGCAUUUUUAUGAAUUGUACACCAGUAAUACACGUCGAAAACUUCAAAAUGACCGAAAAUCGUUGUCGAAACGUAAAAGUAAGGAUAAAAAGGCAGCAGCUCUCGCGGCUGCCGCAGCUGUUCUUGAAGGCAACGCGGGUGCCAUUGUAAAUCCCAUGGAUCCCCCCAUAAUCAAAGAUCAACUACUACUGUUUCCCGCAUUUCCUGUAGCACAUAUAGAGCUCGAGGCGAACGCAUCCAAAUUCGCUGUUUUUGCUGUUAUACGUUCCACAGUCUUAGAAGCGGAGACCCGUUAUGCACUUUUCCAAGAUACCAGUGGCGCUCUGCGUCGUCUACACAAUUUAAGUUCCUCUUGUUGCCUCAUCUGUGCCGGCUCCUGCAUCGCUACAAAUCUGCUUGAUUGUUCUUGCCACACAACGUUGUCAGCAGUAGUUGGUAGCGCGAAUAGCGGCAGUGGACUGCUGGUGGAAAAGCGUUCUCGUCACGAUUCAGCAAACAGUGAUGCGGAAAGUGAGUCUGACGAUGCCACCGAAAAAGAGCUUGCGGUGGUGCGUGUACCGUUGAUUGUUGGCGCCGGAUUGCGUAGCCUUUUCGAGCUAAUUGCCGACGCACGCCACAUACAGCCGACACUAUGCACCAAGGCACUAAAAGCGUUAUUAGAUGUCAUACAAGGACAGCAGCCGGAGUCUUUUAAAUUGGAGCCAGAUGAUUUGAUCAAUCCGUUGUAUGAUUUACUGCUUGAUUUAACUACAAUGCCGGCCGCAAUGGUUUCCAACGCGACUACAGAAGCGAAUUGGUCUGCAAUGGCUUGUGCGGCAUUGAUUGGACUAUGCAUUGCACGUGGUGACACUGGCAAGAUACUGAAAGCUAUUGCAGCAAUGUUAAUGUCUCCCAAACAGCUAUCCAGACAAAUUAUACAACUGCCUUCAGUACUAUCAACCCUUCAAAAGACUGUAAUGAGUGCAGCGCUGAAUAAGCCCACAAGACCAGAUUUCCACACGAACGGCGUGCCGACGAAUUCGCUUAUCGAUGAGUUCACAUUAAAAACUUCUGUGACCGCUUGCGGCAGCCUCUACACUCAACCCGCUAUGGCUUCAGAUGGCAGUUAUCUGUAUCUCUUACUUGGGAGCUCCUUGCUUAAGAUCGGCACUGGUUUUAGUGGCUCUUUCAAAGGGCAUGUUUAUGCCCAAAAUGAUGAAUUCACCAAGGAAAAAUCUGGUUGGUUGGGCUACUUCGGCGGUAAUCUAUACUUUCGACGUAAUGUCAAGCGUUCAGCAGACCACCUGCAUCUGGUAAACACAGAGACGCUGACUAUUAAGGGCAUCAAUUCUGUCAAUCUCGUACCCAUACGUGAGGGAUUCAAUUAUGUUCUUUUCACGGAUGAAGACUCCAUCAAUGCAAUUUGUACCAAUAGAGAUGAUACGCUUGUUGUAAAGAAAUUGAAUUUCAAUACCUCAAAUACUUACGGUAGCGAUUUAUCGCCUCCAUUCGAGAUUCCUUUAAAGCUGGCGCGUAAAAAAUUUCGUACACUUGGCUACGCUGCUUUCGAGGAUGAGGUGCUCAAUCAAAACCAAAUACAAAAAAUUCAAUCUUCCUACAAUAUUUUCGAGCCGAAACUGCCCAGUGAGAUAGAGGUACAGGGGAUUGUAUGCGGCAAGGAAUUUGGCCUUGUGCGUGCAUCAAAUGGCAAGGUGUACUACUACGGCAAGUCGGCAUCUUUGGGCUUAAAAUCUAUCGGCCGAACACCAACUAUGAAAAUGACUGAGUUGAUUAUUUCGAAAGUUUCGAAUAUUGUGCACAUCGCGGUUGGUCAUGAUGGUAUACACGCAUUGUUGGUAAAUGAUGAUGGCACUGUUUAUUUUACGGGUACCGCACGCCGUGGUGAAGAUGGUGACUCUUCCAAGAAUCGACGACAGCCAAAAGCUGUCAAGCCCAAAAAAAUGUCGAAAAUCGAUGGUCACGUAGUCAUACAUGCGGCUUGCAACAAUGGCACGUCUGCUUUUGUAACAAAAACUGGUAAGCUGAUUAUGUUUGGCAAGGACACAGCGCAUUGUGAUACCGGUGGUUGUGUUAGUGACUUCAUUGAUCAGCACAUAACAAAGGUGGCGCUGGGUAAAGCGCACUGUGUGGCCUUAAAUUCUAAAGGUCAACUUUUCACUUUCGGGCUGAAUAACAAAGGCCAAUGCGGGCGUGUGUUUAGCAAGUCUAGUAAGGAUAAUUGCGUAACCCUACAAGGUAGUGGUGGUGCUAGCGCUUUAAGCAUAGGGCCGGCUGCUGACUCAGAUGGCAAAUGUUUGUUGGGUGGAAAGAAGUUGAAAUUUGAUUUUUCUACACUCUGCGAUUACGAUGAUCAUCAACUGGUGCAAGGGCAAUGCCGCGUAUGUGUUAUGUGCCGCGAGUGCACCGGCUACAAUGUGUCCUGUGUGUCGACUUUGAAUGUCCCCGUUGAAGAACGCUUGUCGGGAGCGAUUUGUCCCUGUGGUCAUGGCGACGCCGGUUGCUCCAAAUGUGGCCUCUGCUCCACCUGCAUUUCACUGCAAGAGGCAGAAAACGAUGCUAACAAGGACAACAAACAGCUGAAUAGUGAAUUAAAUCGUCAACGCUCGAAGAGCUUAAUAAUGCGGCGCAAGGAAAAGAAAUUAGUUGCAGAAGAGAAUAUUGGAACGCAAUUGACUGAUUCAGACAAGGAUCCACCACGCGUUGCUCCAUUAGCGCCACAGAUGCUAAAUCUGCCGAGCAGUUCACCAGUGGUGCAAGUAUCCUGCGGCCUUCAUCAUACCGUCGUACUAACGCUAGCCGGUGAAGUUUUCACCUUUGGCAGUAAUCAAUAUGGUCAGUUGGGUACGGGGGAUUUGCAACCCGUAAACGGACCAGUUAAAGUGAAUGUGCAAGGCGCAAUUAGCCAGGUAAGCGCUGGUAGUAAUCACACAGUGCUGAUGACCUACAAAGGCAUGGUGUACACUUUUGGCAAUUACCAAAAAGGCCAGUUAGGUCGUUUGCCAAACGAUUCUCAAAGAGAUAAAGCUACGGCCGUUGGCGAGGAUGUGGGUGCAGCAUCUAAUAAAAAAGCAAGCGGUGAAAAUAACACAACUCCUACAGGCCCUGGUGGAGCAACCAAGGAUGCCGGCAUUGCAAGUUUAUUGACGCAACGACAGAAAUUUCUAUGGCAUUGCGCACCCGGGGCUGUCUUCGGUUUGGGCCCCAGCUUCGGUAAGAAGGCAACUUGGAUUGGCGCAAGUGGUGAUCAGACGUUUAUAAAAAUCGAUGAGUCGCUCAUCACUACGCACAUGUUGCCGAAAGUCAAUGUAGUCGCCAAUAAGAAAACUAUUUUGCUCAUACCUACUAUUCCGCUCACAUUCCACACACUUUCGAUCAACCGUCGUGACGGCAGCUGCACUGCUCAUUACCGAAAUCAAAUAAAUUUUGUACAAAUCAUACAAAAUAGUAAUGCUAAAGUAAUGCCGGAGCUAAAUCAAAAUAUUGCCGCUAGUGCUUGCCCCUCGGUAGUGGCUAGCAGUGCACCCGCUGCGAUGGCGCCAUUGCAACCUGUCCUGGCGGGUCCUAUAAACGACCAGAUGUCGCGUAGCAUGCACGAGGCGCGCAAUCAAAUUUUCGAUUUGCAAGAAAAUCAGCUGGGGGAACAGCAACAGCGACGGCGCCAACGCGGACGCGAUCAGGCCAAAAGCCCUGCUGGAGUCUCGGCAAGUAGUAGCGGUGGCGGAGGCCAUGGCAGCUCCAUCAUGGAUAAGCCGCAACCUCAAAUCGCGUUCGCUUUAGAUCCCCACUAUAAUAUAUUGUGGGUAUACGAUGGCGGGGUGCGGAAGUUACAGUGUUACAAUGUAAUGGCCAGCGAAAUUGCCAAUUGUGGUGUCAAUUCAUCAAAUUUUCGCGCGAUAUUAUCACCGGAACUGGCCUUGCCCAACAAAGUGGAUGCCCGCAUAUCGCGUUCACAAGCCUCGUUGAAUUUGCUGGCUUGUUUGGAUAUUCUUACUUCAGCUCAAGAUGCUAUCCCCGCAUGCUUUGAAGAAGCAGUACCCAAGCAACAAAGCCAUACUAAAGAAGCCUUGAAUAACGAGUAUCAGAUCGUGAACCGUUUUGAUAAUUUUGGCGGCGGUUGGGGCUAUUCAGGGCACAGUGUAGAAGCUAUUCGUUUCUCCGCCGAUACUGAUGUUAUGAUUUGUGGCUUCGGCAUGUUUGGCGGUCGUGGAGAGUAUACUUGCAAAUUGAAACUAUUCGACCUAGGCACUGAUGGGGGCGGUUAUGAGAAAGAGGGCAUUCUCAUUACUGAAACAAAAGAGAUACCAUUUGAGUGCGCUGCCCGUAGUAAACAUCAUAUAAUGUUGUCGAAGCCUAUUAAUGCUGCGGCAGGUCGCUGGUAUUUGGUGUGGGCACGUAUUGCUGGACCCUCGUCUGAUUGCGGCUCUUGCGGACAGGCUUCUGUGACAACUGAAGAUCAAGUAGUAUUCACCUUUAAGUCAUCGAAGAAGGCUAAUAAUGGCACUGAUGUGAAUUCAGGUCAAAUACCAUCCAUUCUCUAUCGCCUCAUUACACAAGAAUCAAAGCAGCCAGCUGCUCCGGUUGAUGUGGAUCCGGUGCAAAAAAUUACCAAGUCCUUUGCGAAUACAGUGAGCAAAGAGUGUUUUGAGAGUUUAGUAGUUUUGCUGAAUUGGUCUUGGGAAUCAUUUAAGACGAAUUUACGCGAACAGCGCGAUAAAGGGCGACAAUUGCAAGUAAAACAAACGUUGGCAUAUUUGAUUUAUGUGAAUAAAUCCUGUCUGCGUCUACUGCGCAAAUAUACGAAUGAAAUAUAUCCGCCACGCGCAUCGGCAACAUUUGCCAAUACCUUGACGGCGAGUAGCAUUGCAAAUGCACUGACGAAGUUGCAGGCACGUACAGCAAAAGGAGAUGGCAGAGGUGUGUGCGAAUUGAGUUUAAAAAGCGUUGUAGUUAAUUUUAGUUUCUCUUAUUUAUUUUCAGAUAAAAAUUCUAAAUCUGCGCUGAGCAAUUCUGCUUCCACUGUAAUCGCGAACAAUGUGGCCAAGUACUUUGGUGAAGCUUCUGCCACAACAACAUCUAUAUCAGGAGCCGCCAACGGCGUGUCGUCAACUCGCAAGCCCAAUAUGGAGAACAUACAAUUGGCCGAGUGUAUUGGCAAUGUACGAGCACUCCUAAUUGGCAUCUUCUGUGACGAUAUCUUCAAAGAUAUAUGCAGUGAAAGAGGUUUCGCUAUGGCAUUUGAAAUUUUGGAAGAAUGCCACAUCAGCUUUGUGGCCUGCUUUGACGCCUUCUAUCCCACAUCGUCGUUGAAAUGGAAUUGUUUGUGUGACUUGCUAUCCCAAAUGGAUAAACAAGGUACCUUACAUUCACGCCUGCUAAGCGCCAUACUCGCUGGUCUUUGUUCUCCUUCGGUGAAGUUGCGUACUACAUUCUCAUUGCUUAACCCGGGCAACGAACGUCAAUCGAUAAUCAGCCCAAGCGACAAUUCCGGUCUGCCAAUGCUUUCAUCCACCGAAGCGCAUCAGUAUCCCAUACUUGUGGAACAAAUGAUUUAUCGCACACAGCAGGAGAAAAGUGAUUUUCUCAGCAAUUCAUGGACUUUCAAAGAUGUGCUCGUACGGUUGUUGGAUAUCAUUGCGAAUCCGAUACGCGGACGUAUCGAGAAUAUUUAUAACCGCAGUGUGCAAUUGAAUUAUGUGGGCUCUUUCGGCAGCAAAGAUAUUAAUCAAGGCUUAAUCGACAACUGCUGCCACCUGUUGGCACGUGUGCUGGCCGAAAUAGUGUAUCACACAUCGUUGGGCGAUUAUGAUAAAAUGUUUAUGCCGCCUCGUAGUCUUCACUCCACUGGUUCACGUUUUGCACGCUGCGACCAGAGUCGCACCUGGAACACUGGUAAUUUCGGACCCGACGCUAUUGGAUUUACUGUGGAUCGUGCUGGUAUUGCAAUUGCGGGUGCCAUGAUUUUCUCUGGGUCCGGCUCUUACGAUUACCAAUUGGAAUUGUUAUAUGACAACACCGUGGACUUACAGUCGCAACAUAAAUGGGAAACACUCGAAUCUGUAUCGGGCUCUUAUGAUCAGGAUGUGGUGCAUAAUGACAUGGCUGAAAUCAAAUUUGAGCGACCGGUGCAUAUUAAAGAAAAUACACGGUAUGCACUUCGUCUGUGCUCACAAGGCGCCCGCACCUGCUCCGGCGACGCAGGUGUGCCUUCGAUACGCGGGCCUUGCGGCACUACAUUUCAGUUUUACUCUUGUGAUUUGAGCUUCAAUGGCACCACUCCACAACGCGGUCAAAUCCCCUGCAUACUUUAUUAUAGCACGCCGGUUAAGAGUGAUACGUCGGGGGGUGGUUGUGGUAGUGAUAGCGGUGGCAAUAGUACCAAUGGUGUGCCACCCUCCAAUGAAGUGACUACGCGUGAUACUGCUUUACAAAUUGCUAGCGAUAUUACCAAGAAGUGUACUGAGCUGUUGAUUUUGGCUCGUAAUGCUUUGGCUGCUUCCCUCUCGCCCUCGGACAAUUCAUCCAAUCAUACACAGACGAUAGAUUCGGAACACAAUAUCACACCCAUUGAGGAGCAUAUGGACAUUAAUUGGGCGAAUAAUUCGCGUACUUCUGUGCUGCCGGUGGAUGCAAAUAUGUCUACUGCGCGCGAUAUAACGAAACGUAUUGAAUCAUUCUCAAAAGGUAUCAUAGAGACACUGAAAUUCGAUAAGCGCUCUACGAAUCCAUUCGAAAUGGAAAUCGAAAUAGGUGCGACUGAGAUACAUCCAAAAGAUUUGAUGAUUGAGGAGAGUACAGGAGUACAGGACUUGAAUUUCCGUAACGGGCAAAUAGCUAAACUGAAUGGGAAUGAGCGGGUGGAUGAUGAAGAUGAGGUUGCAGAGGAGUUUGUAAAUGUGCAGCAUCAUCACCACCAAAAUAAUCAGGUUGGCAUAGGUGGUCCGUUGCGCUCCGAUUCGGAAGAUGUACCGGUUACGCAGUUGACUGUCGUGCAGAUUAUGGAAGUAUUCAAUAUGGCAUCGUCGAAUAUGUUCCACACACUCUUGCCCUUGGUUUAUGCACAUAUAGCCAAUUUGGCAUGCAGCGAUCCAAAGAGCUCUGUUCAAGUACUUAGUAUGAUUAAGGAGAUUCUGCCGCACAUUGCUGCGCUCAAUCAACUCUACGCUACUAAAGAUCAAAACGUUACAGUCUGCGGCGCAGUUACUAUAAGUCCUGUGGCGGCGGCGCACAGUGUACGCAACGCUAUUGCCGUGGAUAAUCGCGAAUUUCGAUCGCGUAAAAAGAGCGAAAGUGAAAUGCCAGUUUUAGGGGAUCGAAAUGCUAGCGAAACCAUAACUACCAGCAAUCAUUAUUGUGUUGUGGAGAGCGAACAUCCAUAUCGUAGCGCUACAAUCAGUUGUCAACGUGUCGAAUUUCCUCCAUGUGUACAGUGGUUAACUAUAGAGUUCGAUUCACAAUGCGGCACUGCUCAAUUGGAGGAUUAUUUAUUGCUUUCUAUACCCAUGCGUCCGGUAGUAACGGAAUCUUGUCCAUCGAAUGAGGAUUACUUUGAUAUGCUGGAUAAUAAUAUGCGACGUCCAAAUGGAUGCGUAGGCACUGCACUGAUUAGUAGUUGUUAUAAAACUGCUGGUGCGAAAGAAGAGGUGGAUGUUGGUGUGGCUGUUGAGCGGGAUUGGAUUGUCGUGAAGAAAUUUAAUACUUCUUCAAAUUGGAUGCAGAAUGUUAUGAUAUUGCCUGGUAAUUGUGUUGAGUUUUCUUUAGAAACUUCUUCGCUGUACGCACAGGAUCCACACAUUAAUCGAUAUGGCUUUAAAUGUCUGGUCGUGGGUUAUGAUAAUCCAUCAACACUCAGUGCAGCAAAUUCAUGCUUGAUACGUCUGGAGCAGGAAUUAGCAUAUUUGGGUGGAAUGUGCAGUGCUAACCUCAUGAAAAAAGAUCUUAAUCUGCCAGAUGACAAAGAUAUGGAGGACCUUGGUGGCGUUGAAGAGACAAUAAAUACUCAUCAUGCACUAUUAUCGAAGGGCUUUGCGCUGUCUGAUCCCUUUUUAACAGUUAAUCAAGCAUUAGAGUCUUAUCUACCAAUUGGAACUAAUAAAUAAACAUCAAGAAACAAUAAUACAACAUAAAACAUAAAAACAAUUAAUUAAAUUAUAAUAAAAUUAAAGAUAUACACAAAUUUACGUAGUGCAUCUGUCAUUGCCGAAUCUCACAAAAUGAUAUGCAUUUCGCCCA
Molecule: messenger RNA, 8517 nt
Organism: Anastrepha obliqua
Lineage: Eukaryota; Metazoa; Arthropoda; Insecta; Diptera; Tephritidae
Gene: hiw
Product: E3 ubiquitin-protein ligase highwire
Exons: 20
Coding region: 255-8384 (2709 amino acids)
Cellular component (GO): nucleus
Source: RefSeq, a predicted model, not a curated record